Molecule: messenger RNA, 2433 nt
Organism: Exophiala mesophila
Lineage: Eukaryota; Fungi; Ascomycota; Eurotiomycetes; Chaetothyriales; Herpotrichiellaceae
Exons: 6
Coding region: 95-2107 (670 amino acids)
Biological process (GO): positive regulation of transcription by RNA polymerase II; DNA-templated transcription
Molecular function (GO): DNA-binding transcription factor activity, RNA polymerase II-specific; zinc ion binding; sequence-specific DNA binding
Source: RefSeq, a predicted model, not a curated record
GUCCCAGAUAGAUGGCUUUCCCUCCACUCCCCAGGUAUGUCUGCUGAAGACUGUAAAGUCUUAACUCGAAUCUCCCGCCUCCUCGGCCGUCAACAUGGCCGAGCGUCUCACACUCUCUCCAGAGACUCGGGCAGCAGCCACAAAGCGUGCGACAUAUGCGUGUGCUCGUUGCUACAAGUUGAAGCGUAAAUGCGACAAUGGGUCCCCAGCAUGUUCCCGCUGCGUCAAAGCACAUGUUGAAUGUGUUGGACUCGACAGGUCAACAACACAAUUUGUCCCUCGAAGCCUGGUUCAAUACCUUGAGCAGCGUAUAGCUACGCUCGAAUCCAGUGUUGUGAACUCGGAUGCAAUAAUUAAGCCCGUUCGACCUAGUCCUCACCUGCCUAGUGGUCUCUCGCAGGAGCCCCAUUACAAAGAUGCUCAGGCUCACUCUGCCGAGCAGAGACAUGACGCUAUCUCAGCCUGGGCCGCCAAAGAGCGACAGUACGGAUGUCAAAGAACUGUUUUGGGUCUGCGAGGGUCCUCCUUCAACCCUCUCAUUAUGAAAUGCUCGAUCUUGCCCUUCACGAGCGACGUCAGCCCCGAUGGAUCGGAAUAUCUUACUCAGAUUGCCCUCCAAUUUGGAAGUCGCGAUAUCCUCUCUCUUCAUGCCAUCCCGACUCAUGUUGCUGAAACCUUGAUCAAGGUAUACAUCGAGAAAAUUCUGCCCCAGUAUCCUUUCUUCCCCGAGGAAGACCUUCAAUCAUAUCAACUACUCGUAUUCCCUCCACACGGUGCUGCGACUAGGGUUGUGUCGUCUGAAGCUGAAUUCGUCGUUGCGAUGAUGAUGGCAAUUAGCACGCUUACCUCCAAGAAUCCGAACCAUGAUCGCCUCAUGUCACUCAGCACGAGUUUGUACAAAUAUGCCAUGCAGAGAUAUGAUCCCCUUGCCGAGCCAUCGAUUGUCAAUCUCCAGUGCACGAUGCUACUUUGCCAGUUUGCCAAUUUCUGUCCUGGUAUCUGCGAAAUUUGGACCUUAAAAGGAAUGGCGGUCAGAAUGGCUGUUGCCAUGGGUCUGCACAGAGAACCUGGAUUCGCUCUCAAAAGUUUCGAUCGAAAGAAGAUGGAGCUGCGCCGGAAGAUGUUUUGGACUCUAUACUCGAUGGACCGAUCAAUUUCCAUCGCUGCUCUACGUCCUAUAAGCCUUGCAGAUCACCUCAUAAACGCGAAAUUUCCAUCAGAGGAUUUUACUUCCGGUUCCGACCCUUCAUCGUCCCGACAGAGAAUGCAAAUCACUAGAUUCUUACGCCACGUCAAGUUUCGACAAAUCCAGUCUGAAAUAUACUCGGUCAACUUUGGAGAUAGAGAGCCUGAUUCUCUUCCCUAUUCUUCAUGGAUGAAAGCAAGAGAUGAGGAGCUUCUCGAAUGGCGCAAGAGUCUUGAAACACUGGAACAGACUGGCUUCGACUGGUUUGAUUUCGUCAUGUACACAGGGCAAAUAUACCUGCAUACGCACUGUCCGCGGAAUCCGCACCCAGAUGCUCAAUCAGUGAUCAAGGGAUUCGAAGCUGCCAGAGGCACAAACAACGGAUACUUUCGAAUGUACUGCAAAGGGUUUCUCAAGUUUGACUGGCACUGUGCCCACCAUGUUUUGACAGCAGCAACACUUCUAAUUCGCCUCAUCAAACAUGAUUAUCAAACCUUACUACGGACAUACUCCAGCCGCGAAAUCAAUUCAGCACUCGACGAGUGCUCAGAGGUCUUUACAAUCCUCUCGGAAAAAUGGCCAGAAGCAUCAAGAUGUCUCAAACAAUUCGAAAUCGCCAGGUCGGACUUGUUCUACGCCUUUUCGCUUUCUGCAGACAUUCUCAUGGGAUCAACGAACCAAUCAUCUGUCGGGGAGCAACAACAGAGCAAUUUGUCUCUUGCUCACAUGCCAUCCAUCGUGCCAGCGGCCCCAUCGCCUCCGGUAGUGCAAGAGAUAUCAGAACCGCUUCCCGAUCUCGAGCAAGUCUUGGAGCCAUCAGACCUUGAACCAUGGGUACACACCAUCAACAUGUUCACCGAUUACACUGAAAGUGACUGGGAUGUCUGGGCAGGUCAAACUGAGAUGCAUUGGCCAUUCUAACCAUCGAUCUUGGUGUUUCUUCAAACUAUCUAAAAGACAUCAUCCCAUAGACAAUACCGGCCCCUCGUCAGAGGUACCAGGCAUUCCCAUCACGACCUCGGCCGUUGGACGUUGCCCUUGGACUAAUUUCAUGACAAUGCAGAAGAGAGUCCUACUCCUCGUCUCGAUUGGCCGUUCGGGAUUUUCUUGACAACAGAUCGCUUGUGGGGAAUUAAACGUGUCUGAGAAGAUUUCUUUGCGGAGGAUGUUGUCAUCAACAGCGACACCACUUUUGGCCAGUUUUGCAGUCAACAUUCGUGCCCUGUCAAGCCGAAUGGGCGACCCAG